AUGCCUGAUCUCAACUCGGUUCCGCCGUCGCCUCGCGUGCUCGCCACCAGCCGACAGCCGACCUCUUCGACCAUGAUACCCUCCUCCUCGACGACAAACCAGGGACACAUGCCUCCACCGCCGCUGCCGGCCUCGCCAUCGUCCAUGCACGUCUUCCCAUCGAACCAGAUGGCCGUCAGCCAGGGCACCGCCCAAACGGCCGCCCUGCCUUCGCCCUACUUUCCGCCGCCGGCAACAUUCAUCUUGGCCAGUCCUCCGGCUGAUGGACCUGGAGUCGGCCCAGGUCCGGGCCCUCUUCGUCUCCCCCGGCCGCUGACGGCGGCAGAGCUGCACAUGCAGCUCGAGAAGGAGCAGGAGGCUGUGGUUAACCGGCUGACGCGCGAGCUGACGCUGCUGCGCGCUCAAAACGCCUCAGUCGUGUCCAACGCCUCGUCCACGUCUAACGGCGCCGUCUCGGAUGCAUCGAUCCCCUCGUCAGCUCCCGUCCAGGACGCUCACUCGCUGCUCUCUGGCACCACCGGCUUCUCCAUCCCCUCUUCUGCCGGCCGCCAUAGCCGCACCUACUCCAACACCAGCACCCGCAGUCAGACCGCUGCUGCUGGCAGCACGCCGUCUGUCGUGGCCAUCACCUCGCCGGCUCCCAUUCGUCCGGCCGCUCCGGUGCCCAUCCGUCCGGCCGCUGCCCCUGGCCUGAGCCGCCAGAACAGCGCUGCCUCGCGCCGCAGUCACACCAACUCGCCCGGACCCCCGUCGCUGUCGCAGUCUUACAGCCACUCGUACCUCAACGACCCGCUCAUGGCCGGAAACUUCCACCAGCACCAGCACCCGCACCAGCACCCCCAUCAGCACAUUCACACUCACUCGUACUCGCACCAGCAGGUGGCCCACGGCAUCCGUGGGGCUACGCCGUCGUCCAAUGACCUGUCACCGUCCAUCGUGCCUGGGACUGCCCGCUACGAAGAAACGGCCUUUUACCGGGCCGAACUGGAGAACGUGAAGCGCGAGAACGAGGCCCUCAAGCGCCGCAUCCGGGAGCUGGAGCGUACCGCAGCAGCUGCUGCAAGUGUGGCAGGAACACCAGCCUCGUCGGCCUCUGCUACGGUUGCUUCCUCUCAGCUGCAGCAGCCACAACAACAACAGCAACAGCCGCUACAGCCACCACAACCACAGCACCACCAUCACCAGCCACGGGGACGACACGAGCGCCACUCCAGCGAGAUCAGCCGCGGACGAAGCGAGAGCGUCAGCACCACGGGCAGCCUGAGCGCCAUGCCGUCUGGGUCGGUGGUCGGCCAGCCCACUGGAUCAGCAUCCGUCCUGCCGGCAGGCUUUCCCGGACCGCUGGUGGGCGGCGCCGGUAUCGCAGGCCGGCGCGAGAGCGUCCGGGAGCGGGUCACCAGCAUGCUGAGCAUGACCGGCAGCGUGGCUGGCAGCGUUGGCGUUGGUGUGCCUGAGGACGAGCUGCAGGUCGGCGAGAGCGCUGCCAGCGCUGGCCUGAGUGCUCAAGAGGCCGGCAGCAGCGGCCCGCCGGUAUAG
Molecule: messenger RNA, 1536 nt
Organism: Grosmannia clavigera kw1407
Lineage: Eukaryota; Fungi; Ascomycota; Sordariomycetes; Ophiostomatales; Ophiostomataceae
Exons: 1
Coding region: 1-1536 (511 amino acids)
Source: RefSeq, a predicted model, not a curated record